AUUUUAAUUGUCCAUAAUGGGCCAAACUGAAGAUUUGUCCAAUUUCGAUAAGAAGGAUGCAAAUCAACAACCUCCCAAAAGGCGUCGGAGAAGGGAGGGUAAAUGGGACACUAUUGAAGAUACCGUUUCUCUAACUGAAUUAAAGGCCAAAACUUCAGAAGAGGAGGCCAAAAAACGGCAAAAGAGACUCUAUGUAGGAAAUCUGCCGUCAGGAACAAAAUUGCAAGAUGUGGUGGAUUUUUUUAAUGGAGCCUUGAUGGCUAUGGUUCCUGGAAACACCAUUGAUCCCAGGGACCCUCUAGUGACAAAAACCGAGAUUUAUAACCCUGACCAAGGUUACUGUUUCCUGGAGUUUAAGACUCCGGAACUGGCGGAUUUGGCCUUUAAAUUGGAUGGUAUAACAUGUAAUGGGUAUUCUUUAAAGCUAAGGAGGCCUUUGGACUUUAAUUUGGGCACGAAUUCAGAUGACACAAAGGUAUUUGUCCAGAACAUACCUCUGGAUGUUACUGAGGAUCAGAUGAAGGAGUUACUUGAAAAGCACGGAAAGCUUAAGUUGGCUAACCUUUUGAAAGACCCUGCAACUGGAGUUAGUAAAGGUUAUGGAUUUUUUGAGUUUGAGGAUGCUAGAAGUUCUAAACUUGCUGUUUUACACCUUAACGGGUCUGUUUUGGGUAAAAAUGUACUGAGUGUCAAACAUGCUGCUUUCGGGUAUUUUGCCUCUGGAGGGAAGCCGAUUGAUUGUAAGGCGUCAAAUUUGCCGAAUUCAAUAACUCAGUCUAUUCUAAGUAAUCCCCUCCUGGGGUUACAGUUACAGAACGGUAGGAGGAUUGGAUCAAACCCUUCAAAGGUGAUUCAACUCCUCAAUAUGGUUUUCCACGAGGAUUUAAUAAGUGAUUACAACUACAACGAGAUAGUGAGACUUGUAAAGGAGGAGGCUCAAAAAUAUGGCCCCUUACAGGAGGUUGUUAUUCCCAGGCCUGAUAAGGAUUUGACCUUUAAGGAAGGUGUUGGGAAGGUUUUUAUAAGAUAUGAAGAUUUAUUAUCUGCCAGAAAGGCUCAAUACAUGUUCAAUGGGAGAGUUUUUGAUAAAAACAGAAUUGUUUGUUCCGCUUUCUUCCCGGAAGAUUUAUUCAUUACAGGAAAAUACACUCUUAUCUAAUUUGUU
This is a messenger RNA of Theileria parva strain Muguga, 1165 nucleotides long. It is a transcript of the gene U2AF65B, whose product is annotated as RNA recognition motif family protein. Bases 17 to 1159 code for a protein of 380 amino acids. Lineage: Eukaryota; Apicomplexa; Aconoidasida; Piroplasmida; Theileriidae. Gene Ontology annotation, molecular function: pre-mRNA 3'-splice site binding; poly-pyrimidine tract binding. The transcript has 3 exons. Gene Ontology annotation, cellular component: U2AF complex; commitment complex; U2-type prespliceosome. The record is from RefSeq and is a predicted model, not a curated record.